Messenger RNA from Saccharomyces mikatae IFO 1815, 1749 nucleotides. RefSeq names its product protein-lysine N-methyltransferase (gene RKM1). Gene Ontology annotation, molecular function: protein-lysine N-methyltransferase activity. Gene Ontology annotation, cellular component: nucleus. The transcript has a single exon. Lineage: Eukaryota; Fungi; Ascomycota; Saccharomycetes; Saccharomycetales; Saccharomycetaceae. The coding region runs from base 1 to 1749 and encodes 582 amino acids. The record is from RefSeq and is a predicted model, not a curated record. Gene Ontology annotation, biological process: peptidyl-lysine monomethylation; peptidyl-lysine dimethylation.
AUGUCGUCAGAAGCAUUAGAAGCACUUCUCCAAUGGGGUACCUCCUCUGGUGUAAUAAUUCCAGAAGAACUUAAGUUUGUAUAUACUGAUGUUAAAGGUAUUAUAUGCCUAUGUGAGAAAGAUGUAGACAAUCCUAGCAUCAAGAUCCCUCCCGAGAUCGUUAUUUCAAGGAGUCUGCCUAUGAAGUUCUUCAGGCUCGAUAGAUCCACUGAAAAUAUCAAUGGAUGGCUGAAGUUGUUCUUAGCCAAAUUAAAAUUUGAUAGAGAUAACGAUACUAUCGUAGACGAUGUUCAUGUCAAUAAAAAGUUUAAACCUUACUUGGAUGCAUUGCCUUCUCGAUUAAACUCACCAUUGAUUUGGAAUCCGAGCGAGUUGAAGCGUUUAUCAUCUACAAACUUGGGGAAUUCCAUUCGUGAAAAAUUGGCAAACAUAAUCAAAGAAUGGCUUGAUUUAGUCACUUCUUCUAAUAUUUUUGACUUGAAAAAAGUGGGAGAUGACGUUAAGAUUUUUCAUAUACUUGAUGAAUUGACUGAUGAAGCUUUGUAUGAGCAGAUUUUGAAAAGGACUGAACUUCAAACGCCGGUUAUUUGGUAUUCAUUUUCUGCCUUCCUAUGGUCGCAUCUCAUAUUAACUUCAAGAGCAUUCCCAGAGUAUGUGCUGAACAAAAACUGUCCCGAAAAUUCUAUUGUGUUACUCCCCAUAAUUGAUCUUCUAAACCAUGAUUAUCGCUCGAAGGUCAAAUGGUAUCCUGAAGAUGGAUGGUUCUGCUAUGAAAAAAUUGGAACCGUCACACAUUCACAAGAACUCUCGAAUAAUUAUGGCGGUAAAGGAAAUGAAGAAUUGCUGUCUGGAUACGGGUUUGUUUUAGAAGAUAACAUAUUUGACUCAGUGGCUUUAAAAACAAAACUGCCAUUAGAUGUGAUUUCCUCAAUUCUUAAAAUGGAACCUGCUCUGAAGCUGCCCUUGCUAUCAGAUUAUACAACUUUUGCGUUUGAAAACAAAGUUUUCAACCAAAAAGGCAAGGAGCAUGCUCGUAAUGUAGCUGACUAUGUAGACGGAGUGACUUAUUUCAUUACAAACAAUGAACAGAGUUUGGAACCGUUAUUAGAUCUUUUUACCUACCUAUCCAAGACAGAGGAGGAGAGCUUGCACGAUAUAAGAGCCCGUUUUGAAGGUAUACAAAUGCUAAGAAACGCAUUACAAAGUAAACUCAAGGGUGUCAUUCAACCACCCGUAACUGAUGAACCAUACCUAAUUGAUCCUUACAGGCGUUAUUGUGCCGACAUUUAUACUAAAAGCCAAAGACAGAUCUUGAAAGGAGCUGUAACGAGCUUGAAAAAACUGGAGAAAACAAUGCUAUCGGAGAACAAGCACCGAUUGGUAACGAUGAACAAAAUACUUAAGAGUGACUCUGCUUUUAUAGACACUGAAUUGCCUUCAUUGUUCAACAAUGAGGAUGAUGAAGAAGUAGUAUUUGAAUCUACUUACGAUCUACUGGUGCUUUGGAUUUUACUGAAGGUGAGAACUAAUUCAUUUCCUACCAAAUAUAAUUGGGUUGGACAACAGUAUGUCAACUUCAAGAAAACUCCAUAUAUAUCAGAUGAUUCCCGGGCUUUCCAUACCCAGUACUUUGAGAAGCAAGACGAUGUGGACUUAGAACAAGUAAAUCACGCAAUUCAGUUUGUGGUAGCUAAUUCCUUCACCAGGGUGUCAACCACAUCUGCAGAAACUAUCAUAGUGCGUAAAUAG